This is a messenger RNA of Arabidopsis lyrata subsp. lyrata, 1441 nucleotides long. RefSeq lists its product as uncharacterized. The transcript has a single exon. The record is from RefSeq and is a predicted model, not a curated record. Lineage: Eukaryota; Viridiplantae; Streptophyta; Magnoliopsida; Brassicales; Brassicaceae. Bases 410 to 1378 code for a protein of 322 amino acids.
GAAGCUCUAAAUAAAGAAAUCAUUUAUUGGAUACAUAUGGUGUUACACACAUUUUUUGAACUGCAUAAAGCCAUUUUUAUCGAUUUUGCCAAUAUUAAUUAAGAUGUCAAAUAUAGAUUCCUUCUUUAUCGGUGUUCCAUCAAAUAAUCUCUCAGCUUUUCUUUCUCUCUCUCUUUCUCUUGCCAAAACUCAAAAAUCUAUUCCCCAUUGAAUCAAACAAACUAAAUCUUUUAUCAGUUUAUUACUAAACAUAUAGGAAAAGUCUAACAAUCUCACCUAACCAUUUUUUCCAAUAGAAGAAGAUCAACAUUUUGGCAAACUUCUUAUGCAAGAAAAUAAGGGCAAAGUGUUUUUCAUUCUUUUAGGUUAUUAGGUUUUUACUUUGAACCCAUUGAGGUUUGUAAUAAAGAUGUUAUCAUUUCGAAUCCCGUCUAUCGGAGGCCAACCUACGGCAUUUGCUGCAAAAAUAACAGACAAUCCAAAGACCGUGGCACAACUCAAGUCGGCUGCAACACCUUCACCUCAUAGUACCGUCACGUGCGGUUACCAAGCUCAUGUGGCAGGCUUCUUUCGAAACGUCACCGUUUUAUGGUCCAAGAAUCUCAUGAAUCAUUCCCUCACCGUAAUGGUCUCGAGUUUAGACAAUGACAUGAAUUAUUGUUGUAAGAUUGAUCUCGUGAAGCCAUGGCAGUUUUGGAGCAAAAGAGGCUCAAAAGCAUUCGACGUAGAGGGAAACUUUGUGGAGGUCUUUUGGGAUCUUCGAUCGGCAAAAUUGGCUGGAAACGGUAGUCCGGAACCCGUGUCAGACUAUUACGUGGCAGUAGUUUCUGAUGAAGAGGUUGUUUUAUUGUUGGGAGAUUUAAAGCAAAAGGCUUACAAGAGGACGAAGUCAAGACCGGCAUUGGUGGAAGGGUUCAUAUAUUUUAAGAAAGAAAGCAUUUUUGGGAAGAAAACGUUUUCUACUCGGGCGAGAUUUGAUGAGCAAAAAAAAGAACAUGAAGUGGUGGUGGAAAGCUCUAAUGGAGCGGCGGAUCCUGAGAUGUGGAUAAGCGUGGACGGGAUCGUUGUCGUGCACGUGAAGAAUCUACAAUGGAAAUUUAGGGGAAAUCAAAUGGUGUUGGUGGAUAGAACGCCGGUAAUGGUCUACUACGAUGUUCAUGAUUGGUUGUUUGCAAGUUCAGAGACUGCGGCGACUUCAGGGUUGUUUUUGUUUAAGCCUGUUCCGGUUGGAGCGAUGGUAGAUGAGAGCUUUAGCGAUGCGGAGGAAGGAGAUAGCGGAGGAGGGAGUAGUCCUUUAAGUCGUUAUAAUUCAGCAUCAAGUGGUUAUGGACCGUUGCAUGACUUUUGUUUGUUUCUUUAUGCUUGGAAACUUGAAUGAAGAAUAUUAAUAUCAUAGUGUGUGCUUUUAAAUUUAAAUCUCUUUUGGUAAGUUGGAAUAGAA